Messenger RNA from Actinia tenebrosa (Australian red waratah sea anemone), 1439 nucleotides. RefSeq names its product N(G),N(G)-dimethylarginine dimethylaminohydrolase 1-like. Lineage: Eukaryota; Metazoa; Cnidaria; Anthozoa; Actiniaria; Actiniidae. The record is from RefSeq and is a predicted model, not a curated record. Gene Ontology annotation, biological process: positive regulation of nitric oxide biosynthetic process; arginine metabolic process. Gene Ontology annotation, molecular function: dimethylargininase activity; amino acid binding.
ACCUAACCUCUCCUUCCCUUGCAGGUUUUUAUCAUCUUUGGGCUACCUGUGGUCAUUUAGCUACCGGGCUCUCUUUUUUCGAAGAUACAAGGCAACGUGUGAGACAAAAUGUCUUCCAAAUUUGAAUAUACAAGAGCAAUCGUUUGUGGAAUUCCAUCAUCUUUACCAGCACAAGCUCAGCGCCUGGAAGAACCUGGGGAGGGAGUUGAUCUCUUGAAAGCCCGCAAGCAACAUGCGGAGUACGUAUCCACGUUGAAGAAGCUUGGCCUGGAGGUGACGGAGAUGACGCCAGAUGAAAACUGCCCUGACUGUGUAUUUGUCGAAGAUACUGCUGUGUGUGUCGAUAACUCCGCUUUAAUACCUAUCCUAGGCCAUCAAAGUAGAAGACCCGAGGCAUCAAGGAUGAAAGACACCCUAGAAGGAUUAGGAUUUAAUGUCAUUGAAAUGCAAGACCCGGCGAUACUGGACGGAGGGGAUGUGCUAUUCACCGGUAGGGAGUUCUUCGUUGGGGUGUCUACCAGGAGUAAUAUGGAGGGCGUAGCGGAGUUAGCAAAGGCCUUCCCUGAAUACCCAGUUAACUCUAUCAAAGUUGUUGAACAUUUGCAUCUAAAAUCAAUGAUGACGAUGGGAGGGCCAGAUGUUAUCUUUGUAGGAGCUAGCAAAGUAGCAAGUGAUGCCUGGAAUGAAUUGGAAUCCAAGGCCAAAUUCAAGUAUCAAAAGCUUGUACUUCCAGAAGAUCACGCUGCUAAUUGUUUGUACUUGAAUGGUACACUUGUACAUCUUGCACCUCAUGAGAUUCCUGAAAGUAUUUCUGUUUAUAGGAAAUUACCUGGGCCAAAGAUCGAGCUAGAAAAUUCAGAACUGCAUAAAGUUGACGGUUGUCUGACUUGUAACUCCAUACUUCUUUGUUAGACGUCAGUGUGGGCGUAACAUACAUACUAUACAGUACAUAUAUUAUGUAAUCAACAUAACCAAAGGCAUUUUCUGAGUAUGAUAAACAUUCUGGUCUAUCUUGAGUACAAACAACACCAUAUAAAGAAUGAUGAACAAGAUGCUUGUACUCUAGCUAGACCACAAUGUACCAUAUGCAUGGUUGUGUAACCAGGUGAAAUUUAAUAGUUUUAUGUAACAUUUGUUUCAUUUUGCUCACAUAGCAAAGCAAGGUAUUUUCGGAGAAUAGAAUGUGUUCCAGGUUAAGGGAGCCUGAUGUUAUAGAAAGACAGCAAGGGUUUGUCUUUGUUAAUCUAUUAGUUAAUCCUUGUGUAAACAUGUUAUAGGAUACUUUAGUUGUCACAGGAAAUUAGAACAAAAACACCCUGUUUAUAAACCUGUUUUAAACUUGUUAUCAAUUAACUGUCAAUCAUUUUGUAACCAUGCUCAUAUUACUUGUGAUUUGUAACAAUAAACCAGUUCUUCCUGACCUUCGUAUGGUCCACAUU